CCACAGUCUUACCUUCCUACACGCUUGUCCACCCACCAGCCAUGUUCAAGCUCACGCUCACAAACCGUCAACUCUUGCUUGUGGUCGGGGUUGCCUUCCAUUGCUUCUAUCUCUGGUCGAUCUUUGACAUUUACUUUGUGCUGCCAUUGGUCCAUGGGAUGCAAAACCACCAGGCCACCGACACUCCGCCGGCCAAAAGACUCUUUUUAAUCGUUGGAGACGGGCUCAGAGCCGACAAGACGUUCCAGGAGUUGGUCCACCCGACGCUGGGCCGGGCCGAGUACUUGGCGCCAUACUUGCGCUCUCUUGUUGAAACCGAAGCCACCUGGGGGAUCUCCAACACUCGGAUGCCCACUGAAUCACGUCCAGGACAUGUAGCCAUGAUUGCCGGGUUCUAUGAAGACGUGUCUGCCGUGACUAAAGGCUGGAAGGAAAACCCCGUCGAUUUUGACUCCUUCUUCAACCAAUCAACCCACACGUAUUCCUUUGGUCUGCCAGAUAUCUUGCCCAUGUUUGCCUAUGGAGACAACGUUGUCCCUGGACGUAUAGACGCCUGUAUGUACGGCCAUGAGUUUGAAGACUUUACUCAAUCAUCGAUUGAAUUGGACUCAUUUGUGUUCAAUCAUUUCAAUGCAUUGAUGGAGAAUCUGACCACCAAUGAGACCCUUCUGGCUGAACUUCGUCAACAAGGGAAUGUGUUUUUCUUACACUUACUUGGUCCAGACACCGCUGGUCAUGCCUACAGACCGUACCUGGCCGAAUAUUACGAUAACAUCAAGUACAUUGAUCGUGAGUUGGAAAAGCUUAUCCCUCAAAUCCAUGAAUUCUUUGGUGAUGAAGACUCGGCAUUUGUGUUUACCGCUGACCAUGGGAUGAGUGACUUUGGAUCCCAUGGAGAUGGACAUCCAGACAAUACAAGAACUCCUCUCAUUGCCUGGGGUGCAGGGAUCAAUAAGCCGAAAAAGAUCAAGGAUUCAGUGGAUCCAGCCUUACAACUCUCUUUACAAAGUACAGAAAAUUGUGGUUAUGAACUGACUUAUUUCGAUACUUGGGGGUUUGAUCAUUUGGUCCGUAAUGAUGUCAAACAGGCAGAUAUUGCUCCACUCAUGGCAUACUUGAUUGGUGCUAAUUAUCCUGCAAAUUCCGUUGGAGAACUCCCCUUGGCGUAUCUUGACGCAGAACCUUUAGCCAAGGCCAGGGCUCUUUAUUCCAAUGCUAUGGGUAUUGUAGAACAAUAUCGUGUGAAGGAAGCUGAAGUAUUCAACCAUCAAUUCAAUUUCAAGCCUUAUAAUCCAUUUGCUGAAAAACCAGUUGAACAAUAUCAACAAGAAAUCGAAGAAUUACUCUCCUCGGCCACUUUUGAAGAUGGUCCAACGUACUACCUUGCGGUAGAACUUCUGGAAGAACUCAUGAAGACUGCCCUUGAUGGGUUGAAUUACCUCCAAACUUACAAUUGGUUGCUUCUUCGUUCGAUUGUUACCUUGGGAUUCUUUGGUUGGAUUGUUUAUUCUUUUACAAUUUUUGUAAAGAUCUUUCUCACCUCCUCGUCUGAGGAGGAGAAGGAGAAGAGCUCUAACUCCCAGCUUUCUCCACUCUCUCCAUUUUCCCUCCUUUCUUCCACAUUCAUUACCCUUUCAGCCAUCAUCACAUACAUUCUCCAUUACCAGAACUCCCCAUUCAAUUACUACAUGUACGCGGCCUUCCCGCUCUUUUUCUGGUACAACAUCAUCAAGGACCGAACCAUCCUCACCACUGGGUUACUGGACUUCUUUUAUGGUAUCAGUAACCCAACCAGACUCUUUGUCCUUGUCAGUUUUGUGUCCAUGUACGAAGGGAUCGUUUAUGGAUUCUUUGAACGAUUCAUGUUCUCUGUCAUCUUUGUUCUCAUUGGGUUGUAUCCAGCCAUUGUUAAUGAUACUGAAGGAGUCAUCACCACAAUCCAGAAAUUAUCAUGGUUCGUCAGUUGUUGCAGUAUGUGUAUAUUCACCAACUUGGACCCAGUGAAAGUUGAAGAUUUGAUCCAAAUCAAUGCUGGGGCCGUACUAGCAACUAUAGUUGGAGCCUGGGGCAUCUAUGCCUUGGAUAAAAAAAUCACCACCAAGACCCAUUUCACCAUUUUGUUUGCUCAAAUAGGUUCUAUUCUUAUUAUGACCUAUGCCACCAACGUCUCGGUGAUUUCCCUUCAAGCUAGAACAGGGUUACCCUUACAUUCCCAAAUCCUUGGUUGGACUGUGUUUGUGGUGUCACUCGUGGUUCUCCCAAUGUGUCACACUUUGGACCCUUCAAAAGAUUACAAGCUUCGUAUUUUGAUCAUUUAUUUGACAUUUGUCCCCACCUUUGUCAUUUUAACCAUUUCUUUCGAACUCUUGUUCUAUGUUGGUUAUUCUCUUGUUCUUCUUCAAUGGCUUGCCAUUGAACAAAAAUUGAAAUUCCCAGCCUCCAAAAUCUUACAUCAACACCCUCCACGUGGAUAUUGGCUUCAAGUAAUUAGAAUCACCAUCAUUGGUUUCUUCUUCUUACAAUUUGCCUUUUUCGGUACCGGGAACGUUUCCUCGAUCUCCUCCUUCUCCCUCGACUCGGUGUAUCGUCUUGUGCCCAUUUUCGAUCCAUUUGCCAUGGGUGCUCUUCUCAUGCUCAAGCUCAUCAUUCCGUAUGUUCUUCUUCUGACAUGUCUUGGAAUCAUGAACUACCAGCUUGAUAUCAAGAAGUUUACCAUUCUGACCUUGAUCAUCCUGACCAGUGACAUUCUUUCCCUUAAUUUCUUCUUCUUGGUGAGAACUGAAGGUUCUUGGUUGGACAUUGGUGUCAGUAUUUCCAACUAUUGUCUUGCCAUUCUCUCGUCUCUCUUUAUGCUUCUCUUGGAAAUCGUUAGUUCUGUCCUUCUACAAGGGGUAGAGAUCCACCAUUUGCGCAAGGAGGUCGAUGGCAUUGAACUUGAUGAGUCCAUGUUGAAAGAAGAUGACCCCAUUCUGACAAGAGUUAGAAGAAGACAUCCAGUAAAGUCCGUUGAGUAGGUCAACUCAUCAGUUUAGAACGUAUAUAUGAAAAAGAAAAUAGAACCAUUCGAAUUUA
Molecule: messenger RNA, 3072 nt
Organism: [Candida] anglica
Lineage: Eukaryota; Fungi; Ascomycota; Pichiomycetes; Serinales; Debaryomycetaceae
Source: the annotation of a GenBank genome assembly